Rotaria socialis is the source of this 1212-nucleotide messenger RNA. The record is from the annotation of a GenBank genome assembly. NCBI's taxonomy places the organism in Eukaryota, Metazoa, Rotifera, Eurotatoria, Philodinida, Philodinidae.
AUGAAUUUUACGUAUGUGAUUGCGUGUAAUGCAUCUUCAACUGGAGCAAUUUUCAUCGAUUCACCACCAAUUGUUCCACCAACGUACCUUCAAGGAGUGGCUAUUGUUAUCUACACGAUUUUAAGUAUUGUUACUGUUGGUGGUAAUGCACUUGUAUAUUUAACUGUAUUUCAUUAUAUGGGCAUUGCAACUGGUACAAAUCUAUUUAUUGCAAAUUUAGCUGUAACAGAUUUUUUUAUUGGUCUUGUUUGUAUUCCAAUAGUGCUUAUUUCGGAUUAUCUUUUAUCAGAUUGGCCCUUUGGAAUAUUUAUGUGUAAAUUUACGUCAUUUGCUCAAUCAGUUUUUGUUGUUUGUACUGUUUACACUUUAAUAGCUAUGUCGGUUGAUCGAUACGUAGCUAUAAUUUAUCCAUUGCAUGCUAAAUUAACAAGAAAACAAUGUUAUGUGUUAAUUGCUGCACUUUGGGCAUUUUCUAUUGUAUUUAGUUUUCCGAUAUAUUUCGAAAUGCAUAUUGUUCGGAUAUGUUUUCAUCGAGAUUUCGAGGAUACCAAAGAAUAUUCUCAAACAGUAUGUCAAACAAAUGGUCUAUCGACUUCAAUACAAACAAUUUAUAAUAUAAUGACUUUAACAAUAAUUUAUUUAUUACCAUUAAUUAUCCUAUCAAUCGUUUAUUUACGUCUAGGCUGGCAAUUGAAUCGAAGUCAAGCACCAGGUGAAGCACAUUCACGACGGGAUGCAAAAAUUAAAAAGUCGAAAAGAAAAGUUAUUAAAAUGUGUUCAAUUGUUGUUAUUAUGUUUGGUGUUUGUUGGUUUCCAAUGCAAUUAUAUACAAAUAUAUUACAUCCGUAUCUUAAUCGAAUAUUCGAUCAAAAAUAUAUGCCUCAUUUUUAUUUUGCCUUUCAUCUCAUGGCAAUGAGCAAUUCAUGUGUUAAUCCAUUUAUAUAUGGUAUUAUGUCAUCAAAAUUUCGCGCUGGCUUCUUACAUUAUUGGCACUGUUUAACGUCAUCUUACGGGUCAGUAACCGAUCAUUUUCGACCGAUAAGAAGUGCAAAUGAGAGUAUUGUGCUAACAGUUUCGUUACAAGGAACGCAAGGAGCAUAUAAAGCCAAUGCUGCAAAUCAUCAACCUGCUGAGGAUUCUCAAAUAAAUCGUGCAUGUUCUCGUUCUAUGAUUCCGUUGAUGCGAUCGAACAAAUCAUCAGCCUAUGAUUAA